ACCUUCCUCUCCACCUGCUUCACUGACCUACUCCAUCCCCAACCCAACACCAGAACCAUGAGCUGCUGUGGCUGUUCCGGAGGCUGUGGCUCCAGCUGUGGGGGCUGUGGCUCCUGUGGCUCCUGCUGCUGCAAGCCUGUGUGCUGCUGCAAGCCUGUGUGCUGCUGUGUGCCCACCUGCUCCUGCUCCAGCUGUGGGGGCUGCAAGGGAGGCUGUGGCUCCUGUGGAGGCUGCAAGGGAGGCUGUGGCUCCUGUGGCUCCUGUGGGGGCUGCAAGGGAGGCUGUGGCUCCUGUGGGGGCUGCAAGGGAGGCUGUGGCUCCUGUGGCUCCUGUGGGGGCUGCAAGGGAGGCUGUGGCUCCUGUGGGGGCUGCAAGGGAGGCUGUGGCUCCUGUGGCUCCUGUGGGGGCUGCAAGGGAGGCUGUGGCUCCUGUGGGGGCUGCAAGGGAGGCUGUAGCUCCUGUGGAGGCUGCAAGUCCUGCUGCUGCCAGUCCAGCUGCUGUAAGCCCUGCUGCUCUUCAGGCUGUGGGUCUUCUUGCUGUCAAUCCAGCUGCUGCAAGCCCUGCUGCUGUCAGUCCAGCUGCUGUAAGCCCUGCUGCUGUCAGUCCAGCUGCUGCAAGCCCUGCUGCUGUCAGUCCAGCUGCUGUAAACCCUGCUGCUGUGAGUGUAGCUGCUGCAAACCCUGCUGCUGUGAGUCCAGCUGCUGCAAACCCUGCUGCUGUGAGUCCAGCUGCUGUAAGCCCUGCUGCUGUCAGUCCAGCUGCUGCAAGCCCUGCUGUUGUCAAUCCAGCUGCUGUGCCCCUGUGUGCUGCCAGUGCAAGAUCUGA
Messenger RNA from Meriones unguiculatus (Mongolian gerbil), 825 nucleotides. Its product is annotated as keratin-associated protein 5-2-like. The record is from RefSeq and is a predicted model, not a curated record. The transcript has a single exon. Lineage: Eukaryota; Metazoa; Chordata; Mammalia; Rodentia; Muridae. The annotation marks the transcript as partial.